GACGUUAAUGUGUCAUAUCCAAUUUUUUAGUAUUCUUGUCUAGAAAACCACACGGUAUCAUGUAUUUUCUCAUGGGGAUUUUGAAUAUCAUAUUAAUUUUUAAUUCUGAGCAAUGGUUUCUGAAGUGAAAUUAAUUACUGGAUUAUCUGUCACUGACGAUGGAAAUCUGAUUUAUGCACGCAAAAUAAUGAAUCGCCACUCUCGUGCGUCCAAAAUCCUUUCAAUGGCUGGAAUAGACAUAAAAGCACCAACUGCUGAAAAUGGAGUUUACAGUAUAGAAGAAAAUAGUAGUUUAGAUCUUAAGUCUGAAAGAUCUACAUUUUGUGAUGUAGAUGGAUUAGAUUUGACAACCAAUAUGGACCUCAUGAAUAAUGGCACGUUAGUUACUGACGAGGAAUUGUUACACCUAGCCGACAUUCAGGUUAACCGCCUCAAUUCAAUGUGUUGUAGUUUGGUACAAACAUUUUAUUUGGAACAUGACGGAAAUUGUUUUGUGUAAAAAUUGUUGUUUGAUACAUGAUAAACAUUAUCUUGGGUAAAAACUAUUAUUUGGUACAUGAGGGAAAUAGCUUUAUGUAAAAAAAGUUUUUUGGUACAUGACACACAUUGUUGUAAAAAAUGUUUGGUACAUGAAAUUGUUUUUUGGUUGAAAA
This is a messenger RNA of Diorhabda carinulata, 653 nucleotides long. RefSeq lists its product as uncharacterized. Bases 113 to 499 code for a protein of 128 amino acids. NCBI's taxonomy places the organism in Eukaryota, Metazoa, Arthropoda, Insecta, Coleoptera, Chrysomelidae. The transcript is spliced from 2 exons. The record is from RefSeq and is a predicted model, not a curated record.